AUGUGGACGCUCCAGGAACUCCUCGCCCCACGUCUCCUUCUCUUCCUUUCGCGAGAUUGGGAGAUACUAGGAACCAAGGCCGAGCUGGCCGAGGAACUGGGGCAGACGACGCCGAUACCAGUGAGCAUCCUACGCUUUGAGGAGGAGAUACGGGACGUCAGCGUCGCACAGCGGAUGUCUUGGGCAAGUCGAAGAGAAACGACGCGGAUCGAAGACGAAGCAUACUGUCUGAUGGGGAUCUUCGAUAUCAACAUGCCGAUGCUGUAUGGCGAGGGCCGGAAGGCGUUCCAGAGGCUGCAGGAGGAGAUCAUGCGGACGUCGACAGACACCUCUUUAUUCGCGUGGGGCCGUGUCAAGAAUUGUAAAUGGGAUGACCUCGCGCCACGCAACAAUCAGCACGAUCACUUUGUGCCGGAGUCCUACCUCUUGGCGCCGAACACUCUGAGCUUCAGCGACAGCGGUUCAGUGAAGUUUGAUCCUCACGCCGGCUUUCCAGUGGUUUCCGGUGAUGUGCAGUCAACUCUGCGAAGAGUCAAAAGUGAUGAGGGCAAGUGA
Epithele typhae is the source of this 555-nucleotide messenger RNA. RefSeq lists its product as uncharacterized. The record is from RefSeq and is a predicted model, not a curated record. Bases 1 to 555 code for a protein of 184 amino acids. The transcript is spliced from 2 exons. NCBI's taxonomy places the organism in Eukaryota, Fungi, Basidiomycota, Agaricomycetes, Polyporales, Epitheliaceae.